Rosa rugosa (rugosa rose) is the source of this 1887-nucleotide messenger RNA. RefSeq lists its product as uncharacterized. The record is from RefSeq and is a predicted model, not a curated record. The coding region runs from base 391 to 1407 and encodes 338 amino acids. The transcript is spliced from 12 exons. Lineage: Eukaryota; Viridiplantae; Streptophyta; Magnoliopsida; Rosales; Rosaceae.
AAAAAAAAAAAAAGAUAAAACCUAAGGAAGCAAAACUCUAUCUUUUUCGCACUUCUCUAUCUCUGACGGCGUUCUACCAAAGCUCUGUCUCUAAGGCUCCUCUGAAUCUCCCAUCUUUGAAGUUCUCAUCUCUGCUAGGUUAUUCGUUGCUCUUCCAAUUAUUGAAAUUUUUGGAUUCAAUACAGCUCGAUUGAUCAAAGCACCAACCAUCGCAUUCUUUGCUCUGUUAAGCAACAGGUUUCUGUUUGGGAUUUCACUCUCUGAUAGGCCUGUGCGGCAACAAUUCAUUAUUUGCUCUUCUGGGUUGUUCUUUGGUUACCUUGUCAAUUGCGUCUGUGAGAGAAGUUUGUUAUUUCUUGAUUUUGCAUUUUUUAUAAUAGUAGUCACAAGAUGCGCCGUUCCAAUGUGUCUAACAUCCAAAAGCCUACUACUGGUAAUGCACCGAGUAAACGCUCUCGUGUGCAAACUACUGAUCAGCCAUGCCCAAAUGGAUCCCGUUCUACUUCAGGUAGUGCAAUGAGUAAACACUCUCGUGUGCAAACUACUAAUCAAUCAUGCGAAAAUUAUGGAGAAGAUGGACUCAAUUCUGCUAUUGGUACCACUACAGAACGAACUACUACUGGGGUCAGAAUUAGUUCACGUCUUCAGCAUCAAACUGCUAAUGAUCAGCUAUUGAUAAAUGUUAUAACUGAAGAGCAAAAUGAUAAUGUGAUGUCAACCAGUAAUCAAGACCCUCCUACAGGUCCAACAAAAAAGGUGCGGGGAAAGACAAGAGGAGUGAAUGCAGAUAAGGUGCUUUCUCAAUUGAAUGCUAAAAUACCUGUCAUUCUGACCGAACAAAAUGGUAGGCCUACAGGCCCAUAUUCUGAAAUGUUGGCCAAUGAAAUUGGUUUCACAGUUCGAAACCAUGCCCCACUAAAUGUGGAAAAAUGGAAGAAGAUUCCAAAAAUUGAAGUGGAUAAGUUUGUUAAAAGAAUAACGAACAAGUUUGACAUUGACAUGUCUCUCCCUUGGGUCGAGAGAUAUGUAAUUACAACAUGUCAGACUGUAUUUUGUAAUUUUCGUUAUAAGUUGAAGAAACAUUUUGAGAAAUUUUCAACAAUCGAGGAAGCAAUUGAAAACAAACACGAUGAUGUCAAGACUCAGGAAGAAUGGGAGUUUCUCUGUGCUCGUUUUUCUAGUGAAAAGUUUCAGAUUCGUUCAGAGAAGAAUGCUAUAAAUAGAUCAAAGUUGACACAUCACCACAAAGCUGGGUCAAAGUCAUUUAUGUCUCACCAAGAGCAAAUUGCAGCACAGACUGGAGAGAUGCAAGAUGCAAUUGAUCGCUUUGAAACAGAGUACAAAAGCACUAAAAAAGGUUGGGACUUGGGAGCAAAAGCAAAGUGGGAUGAAAUGAUUAAGAUGUGAAUUGAGACAACUCAACCUGAUGGAACUCGGACAAUGACAGAUGAUGAAAUUUGUGCAAAAGUCCUCGGAGUCAAAUCAGGCUACAUCAAGGGUUGUGGUUUUGGCCCUAGACCUCCACCAUCAAGGGUCUCUCAUUCGUCGAUAAAUGAAAUGUCUGAAAAGAACAAAGAGUUGCAAGGACAGCUUCAAGAGACCCAACACCUUGUAGGGACUCAACAACAAAAGAUUGAUGCACAAAAUGAGGUGAUCCAAAGAUUGGAGGAGCAAGCCAAAAAGUUUGAGGAGUUCAUGGCUAACUUUUCCAGGCAACAUCCAUCAAGUUAGUAUCUUUAUUAGAGAACUUAAACAUGGAGAAAUAAUUUUUUAGAUCAUCUUGAUUUUGUUAUUGGUUUUAGACUAUUUUUGUUACUCUUUAUGUUAGGAAACACUAUGAUUGUUACUUUGGUUUUAUUAUUAUGAGAUUUAUUAUUGGUUUGAUUA